Molecule: messenger RNA, 2259 nt
Organism: Corythoichthys intestinalis (scribbled pipefish)
Lineage: Eukaryota; Metazoa; Chordata; Actinopteri; Syngnathiformes; Syngnathidae
Product: glutamate dehydrogenase, mitochondrial-like
Exons: 13
Coding region: 379-1974 (531 amino acids)
Biological process (GO): L-glutamate catabolic process
Cellular component (GO): mitochondrion
Molecular function (GO): L-glutamate dehydrogenase (NAD+) activity
Source: RefSeq, a predicted model, not a curated record
ACAUGAUCACUCAAUGCCAACCUUCUCUUUAAUGUCUAUCAAUAGGUGGCAGUGAAUUAGUACAAAUGAUAAAAGUGAAGUUCAAAGCGUUUGUGUACUUAUGGAUGCUAAUGCUAGGCUAGCGCAAGUAGUUGUAGGACGCUCAUGCUAAGCUAGCAACGGGCGCUUACUACCUACCUGCCAGAUGUCGUUAGUUUCUACGGGAUGCUAAGCUAGGCUAGCGACUAGCGCCAGAUGUUGUCAUCCAGGUGAAGUUGUCGAACAGGAAAAGCGAGUCGAGGAAGAGGAGGAGUUGCGGCGGUUCCGCUCCCACUUCCUCCACUUUUUUUCAACUUUGUUGCCUUCGUCGACUUUUCAACAUCUCGCUCCCAACUCAACAUGUACCGGCGAAACUUAGCAGGUCUGCUGAGCCGGCGCGGGACGGGCUACGACCGGCUGACGAGGAGUAGUCGCGGCUACUCCUCGCAGGUCGCCUCCGACGACGACCCCAACUUCUUCUCCAUGGUGGAGGGCUUCUUCGACCGCGGCGCCGCCAUCGUGGAGAACAAGCUGGUGGACGAGCUGAAGACCCGAGACAGCGUCGAGAACAAGAGGAAGUUCGUCCGCGGGAUACUCAGGAUCAUCAAGCCUUGCAAUCACGUUCUCAGUCUCAACUUUCCCAUCAAGAGGGACAACGGAGAGUGGGAGGUCAUCGAGGGAUACCGGGCUCAGCACAGCCAGCACAGGAUGCCCUGCAAGGGAGGGAUCCGCUACAGUUUGGACGUGUCUUUGGACGAGGUCAAGGCGUUGGCGUCGCUGAUGACCUACAAAUGCGCCGUAGUCGACGUCCCAUUUGGAGGCGCAAAAGCCGGCCUCAAGAUCAACCCCAAGAAAUAUUCCGACAACGAGUUGGAGAAGAUCACCAGGCGGUUCACCGUGGAGCUCGCUAAGAAAGGUUUCAUCGGACCCGGCAUCGACGUUCCCGCUCCCGACAUGAGCACGGGUGAACGCGAGAUGUCGUGGAUCGCCGACACCUUCGCCACCACCAUGGGCUACAACGACAUCAACGCUCACGCCUGCGUGACGGGCAAGCCCAUCAGCCAGGGGGGCAUCCACGGACGCAUCUCGGCCACCGGGAGAGGUGUCUUCCACGGCGUGGAGAACUUUGUCAACGAGGCCGCCUACAUGGGCAAACUGGGAAUGUGUCCCGGAUUCCACGACAAGACUUUUGUCAUUCAGGGUUUCGGCAACGUGGGUCUUCACUCCAUGAGGUACCUUCACCGCUUUGGAGCCAAAUGCGUAGGAGUGGGCGAGCUUGACGGAAGCAUUUGGAACCCACAGGGCAUUGACCCCAAAGAACUGGAGGACUACAAACUGGCCAACGGGACCAUCGUGGGCUUCCCCAAUUCUUCGCCGUACGAGGGGAGCAUCCUGGAGGCCGACUGUGACAUCCUUAUCCCCGCCGCCGGCGAAAAGCAACUCACCCAAAAAAAUGCGCACAACGUCAAGGCCAAGAUCAUUGCUGAGGGCGCCAAUGGUCCCACCACGCCCGAGGCCGACCGCAUCUUCCUUGAGAGGAACAUCUUGGUCAUCCCGGACAUGUACCUGAAUGCUGGCGGUGUGACCGUGUCCUACUUCGAGUGGCUUAAGAACCUCAAUCACGUCAGUUACGGCCGCCUGACCUUCAAGUAUGAGCGUGACUCUAACUACCACCUGCUGAUGUCGGUUCAGGAGAGUCUGGAGAGGAAGUUUGGCAAACACGGCGGCGCCAUUCCCAUUGUGCCCACCUCCGAGUUCCAGGCCCGCAUCGCCGGGGCGUCGGAAAAGGACAUCGUCCACUCGGGCUUGGCCUUCACCAUGGAGCGCUCGGCCAGGCAAAUCAUGCGCACGGCGAGCAAGUUCCAGCUGGGAUUAGACCUGCGCACCGCCGCCUACGUCAACGCCAUCGAGAAAGUUUUCCAAGUGUACGCCGAGGCCGGACUCAUCUUCAAGUAGCCGUCCCGCGUCGGACCUGGAAACGUAUCCUCAAAGCGGGGGGAAAAAAAGCCAAAUUCUUGACCUAUUACUGUUACGUCGAUGGGGCUCGUCUCACGCCUUUGAUGACUUCCAUGUAAAUACUGUUUUUUUUCUAUUCUACCUCUUUAAAAGAACAUUAAAUGCCUAUUUUCAACUUAAAAUGUCUUUUAUUUGUCAAGACAUAUCUUUGAUCCUAUUGACAAAAUGAAAGAUUUACUUACACGUGUUGUAAAUGACAGCGGCGACGGACGUCUAAUCCCAUUG